Hemicordylus capensis (graceful crag lizard) is the source of this 4527-nucleotide messenger RNA. RefSeq names its product zinc finger protein 606-like. Lineage: Eukaryota; Metazoa; Chordata; Lepidosauria; Squamata; Cordylidae. The transcript is spliced from 9 exons. The record is from RefSeq and is a predicted model, not a curated record. Gene Ontology annotation, biological process: regulation of DNA-templated transcription. Bases 344 to 1312 code for a protein of 322 amino acids.
AAGAACAAAUGGGGCGCGGGGAUGAUUGUUUUUGUUUGUUUGUUUGUUUGUUUGUUUUGAAGAUACAACGCUGCUGUCAAAUAAUUGGUUCGCCUAGGUCAAUAUUGACUAUGCAGACUGGCAGCAGCUCUGCAGGAAGUCAGGUAGGGGGUUCCCCCCCUGCUAGAGUUUGGACCUGGGGUUCUCUGCCCCCAAAGCAUAUCCUCUACCACUGAGCUAAAGCCCCAUUCUAUACUGGUGGAGGCAGAUUUCUUGUGUUCUGUUCAUGAGACGAUAUUGCAGGACCCAUUUUCAGUCCAGGAUCCAGUGACCUUACAAAGGUUUCUUGACGGGUGAUGCCAUCAUGGAGAAUUGUGGGAAUACGGCCUUGUCAGGGUUUCUCAUCCUGAAGCCUGAUCUCCUGACCUUAAUGCAAGGUGGACAAUUGCCAUGGGUGCCAAUUUUUCAGGGCUUGAACCAAAAGGAGAUCUCUGACAACAACUCAGUCCUCAGCACUUCCUCUUACAUCUUGCUUCUGACCAACCCACCUGCUGUGGAGAUAAAGCUGGAACAGGAAGAGAACCCAGGGACCCCAGAUCAUCAAACAUCUCAGGAAAAUUGGACCCUCCCAGCUGUCCAGUCAGCAUGUAGAAUGCCAUCCUCAUUUCAGUCUGGAUUGUCCUCUCCUUCCAGCCGAAGGGAAACAGGUGUAACAGCAGAAUCAGCUCAGAGGCAGGUGACGUUUGAAGAUGUGGCCGUGUAUUUCACAGAGGAGCAGGCCGCUCUGCUGGACCCAAACCAACGAGUUUUAUACAGAGAUGUCAUGGUGGAGAACUAUGAGAAUGUGGCCUCCCUGGGAGGAUUUCUGCUCCCAAAGCCUGAGCUCAUUGUCCGGUUGGAACGAGGGGAAGGACCGUGGAUGUCAGACAGUCAAACUGUGGAUGAUACCCUCAUGACUAACCCAGCAGAUGAUUUCCAGAAAAAUCACAUGAGCCCCAAGUUUGGUAAAAGCUUUGCAGACAAAUGCAAGCUUCUGCGACACCAGAGGGUCCACGGAGGAGGGCUGCCUUACAAUUGCUUGGAGUCUGGCAAAUGUUUCCUUUGGAAAUCAGACCUUGCAAGCCAUAAGAUCAUCCACACAGGAAAGAAGCCUUAUAUAUGCCAGGAGUGCGGGAAAUGUUUAUCUUGGAAAUCGGCCCUCAUAAGGCAUCGGAAACUCCACAAGGGAGUGAUGGGAGAGAAACUUCACGAAUGCUUGGAGUGUGGAAAAUGUUUCUCUUGGAAAUCGGAUCUUGUGAGACAUGAGAGAUUCCAUAUGAGAGAACCCCUAUAAAUGCCUGGAAUGUGGAAAAUGUUUUGCUUACCAGUCACACUUUAUAUACCACCGGAACAGGGGCAUAGCUAGGGGAGAGGGGGCCCAUGUUCAUCCCUCUUUCUGGCGUCCCCCCAGACUGAGGGAGAUAAUGAAGAAAAUUGGGAGGGAAGUAGCUGGAGGGCCCUCUGGAGCUGGGGGCCCGUGUUCUUUGAACCCUUUCAUUCAAUUAUAGCUACGCCCCUGCACCGGAAAGCCCAUAUGAGAAAGAAGCACUAUAACCAUUGUGUCAUCUCUAUGGAUUUUUACAAACUAUCAAAGCCUUGUGUGUAAUACAAAUAUUUUUAAUGUAUGAACUUGCCCUUAGCUUCCUCACAGACAAAUUGCCCAAUAAACACUAACAGCAGCUAGUAAUAGUUGUGAGGAUUGUAUACAGUUUCUUAUAAUGACAAUAAUUAGGUAACCUUACAUUCAAAAGCUGCAAUCCUAUGCACAUUUAACCCUCUAACAAGUUCCAUAGAGUUUAAGGGUUCUUGCUCCUGCAUAGGAUUACACUGAACGUUAAGCAUUUCUAAUUCUCAUCAAUUUCCAUAAAAAAUAUUUAAGCACAUAGCUAACUCUUCUACCAAAAAGUUGUAGAAGUGCUUGAUUUUGCCUGAGUUGUGACCCGACUACUUGGACAUCAUUUUUGCAAUGUUAAGGGAGGAGAGCUGGUCUUGUGAUAGUAAGCAUGAAUUGUCCCCUUUGUUAAGCAGGGUCCACCCUGGUUUACAUUUGAAUGGUAGACUACAUGUGUGAGCACUGUGAGAUAUUCCCCUCAGGGGAUGGGGCCACUCUGAGAAAAGCACUUGCAUGGAGAAAGUUCCAAGUUCCCUCCUUGGCAUCUCCAAGAUAGGGCUGAGAGAGUCUCCUGCCUGCAACCUUGGAGAAGCUGCUGCCAGUAACUUCCUGGCUAAGGUGGAACUUAAGCAUGGGAUCUCUCCCUUUUGUUUUAAUAGCCACUGCAUCAUCCUAAAUAAAUAGUUUCCUAAAUAAACAGAGCUGAGGCCUUGUGUCUGAUAUUCCUCCAUUUUGUGUGUGGCUGUUGCUGGAUUCAUUCAUAGUCGUUUCCUACUAUGAAAACAGGCCUUGGGAGAGCUGUGAACUUGUGUAUGAGAGAGGAGGAGAGUAAAAGCUUGUUGUCAGGCUGGCUCUGUUCACCAUUUUGGCUUUUGCUUUGAACGAAACCACACUUCUGUGUUACGUACAAAUAUAGUGAACUGUGGUAAGGUUCAAACCACAGGAAAAACAAACUGGGCUGAUAAUCGGUUUCCCCUAUUUGUGUUUGUAAUGCAGAACUGUUGUUUAGUACAAUCAAGCAGCAAGAGCUUUCACCCUUCUCAUCCUCCCAUCUGUGAAAGGAAAAGGGCAAAGCAUGUAGAUCUGCAGCUCUCUGGGACUUAUUGGCUGGAUUCACACACAAAUCAGCACCUCAGGUUCAUGUGAGGUGCCACAGCCCUGGGAGCACGUGUCACCCUCUCUUCCAGUGUAGGUUCAGAUCUGCUGGGGCUGGCUGAGUUGUGUGAACCCACCAGUCUUGGCAUAUCAGAACCUACACUAGGAGGAAGAGUGGUGAGUGCAGUCCCAAGGCUGCGCACAUCACACAAACCUGAGGUGCCAUGUUAUGUGUGACCUCAGCCAUUCCCUUAGUGGGAAACCAUGGCUUCCUGUGGCUUGUAUGCAGAUGCUUCAGAUGAAUGAGCGAGGGAGAAUGAACACUACCCCACAGCGUGUCAAGGGUGAAGUAUUACUUGAAUAAAUAGGAAUAGCAGAAAAGGCUCUGGUUGUGUUUUAGGCAGGCAGAAGAGAGACAGAGUAAUGCAGUCAUUAGAACACCAACAAAGCCCUCUUCACAUGAUACAUUCACGUGCAUACAGUCUGUACUGUGUAUGCAUAUAUGCAGUUAUUCACUUAUAUUCAAUGCAUGUACAGCAGUACACUUUUAAACUGCAUCUUGCAUUUCAGGAAGCCUGUACCCAGGUUCACUUUUAAAAUUAAUCCAUACAGUUAUUGUCACAAGAACAUAUAAAUGUGUACAGACAUUUGUACACUUGUACAACAGUCUAAAUAGGGUAGACUUCUAGGCUGGCCUUGUUACAAAGAACAAAAUACUGUAGAUAGCUAUGAAGGAAUAUGGCCCAAACCACCUCUUUUUCUGUUACAGAUUUCUGUAUUGUUUAUUCCCGAUGUUGUGUGAAAGAAGCUGUGUGCAGGGGUCAUAAGUCCACAGCUCCUGUUCUUCAGUUUGGUUUGUGAGAGAGAAGAGUUGUCCUGGUUAAAUUUUGGAGGGAAGAGAGGGUUUGAUUGGAUAUGUUGUAAAAUAAUGGAGGGAACGUGGGCUGUUUAGAAAAAUGAAGUGGGGAAAGAAUAAAAGGAGGCUUGCCUGCAGCAGAGGGUUAGUGCAAGUUCCAGUUGGAGUCAGAGUGGAAGAGCGCAAGUCCAAGUGAAGGAGUGCAAGUUCCAGUUAGAGCUGAAGUCUUGAAGAGCCAGGAGAGAAGAGCUGCUGAAAUUAGAGCCAAGAAAUCGCUGGGAGAGUUGAGCUGAAACUCUCUGAAGAACUGGAUCACUCUCAAAGCAGCCGAAAGAACAGUUGCACUCUACUUGGGGCUGCUUUUCUACAUAGCCUGGAAACUACACUUGGUACAGAAUGAGGCAGCCAGAUUGGUCUCUGGGACAACACGAAGGGACCACAUAACACUGGUUUUGAAAGAAAUGCACUGGCUGCCGGGGGAAAUACAAAGUGCUAAUUAUUACCUAUAAAGCCCUUAAUGGCUUGGGUCCAGGCUGUUUAAGAGAGCGCCUCCUUUGUCAUGAGCCCUGAUGCCUGUUAUGAUCUUCUGGAGAGGUCCGUUUAUGGUUGUCGCCAGCUCGGCUGGUGGCGAUUCAGGACUAGGCUUCUCUGUGGUUGCCCCAGGGCUUUGGAAUAUGCUCCCUGCUGAAAUAAGAGCACGUCCUUCUCUGUGUUUUCAGGAAGACCCUCAAGACUCUGUUCUCACAAGCUUUUAAAUAGAAUUUUAAUAAUUUGUUUUAAUAAUUGUUUUAUACUAUUUUUGAAUGUCUUGUGUAUUUUAAUUGGUGGGUUUUUUUAAAAAAAAAAUUAAAUCCUGUACACUGCCUAGAGAUGUACAUAUCAGGUGGUAUAAAAAUAUGAUAAAUAAAUAAAUGAGACAUUUAUGGAAUAAACCCUGUUUAUGGAA